Messenger RNA from Closterium sp. Naga37s-1, 6954 nucleotides. The record is from the annotation of a GenBank genome assembly. NCBI's taxonomy places the organism in Eukaryota, Viridiplantae, Streptophyta, Zygnematophyceae, Desmidiales, Closteriaceae.
AUGCAAUAUGUGUACUCCAUGCGGCUCUGUGACGUUGAUAAGGCCCUGCCCUGUGAGUGUGCGACGAGAGGGGAGGGUGGACUGGGGAAGGUGCGAGCUGGGGAUGAGCGUGAGGUUCAUAGACGCGUAUGGACUCUCAAACAGAAGAUUGCAGAGGCGAAGGCAGAAUCGGGAGAUCACAGUCCAAGGGAUGAUGCCGCUGAUGCUGCUGCUGCUGCUGCUGCUACUGCUGCUGCAGCAGCUGCUGAUGCUGGUGACGAGGAUGAUUCUGAUUCUGAUGACGAUCUAUUUACUACUGACCUGGGCCAAAACGAUGGCAGAUUUACUGGGGGCAAGGGUGGUGCUUCUGGUGCUGGUGGCUCUACUGCUCCUGCCGCUGCUGCUGCCAAAACUGUAGCUGCUGGUGGCACUAGUGGCGGCAGCAGUGGAACGGAAGGCGUGAAGAGGGGGACAAGGGGCGUUGCAGCAGAUAGGGUGAAUUCUGCGACGAAAGGAGGGCAGGCAGCAAGUGGUGCAGGUGCUACUGGGGCAGGUGGUACUGGGGCAGGUGGUACUGGGGCAGGUGGUACUGGGGCAGGUGGUACUGGGGCAGGUGGUACUGGGGCAGGUGGUACUGGGGCAGGUGGUACUGGGGCAGGUGGUACUGGAAAAUCAGGAGGUGAUCUAACCAUUUCGGAAAGGUUCAGGCUGAAGAAACUGCAGCAGACGCAGCAGCCACAGAAAAUUCCACCACAGCAGCAGCAGCGAUUUUCCAGGCUGCAUAAGCGAAAGCAGGAGCAGAGUCAGCAAGGUCUCAUUGAUUCCGGUUCCGGGUUGAGGCGACAGAUGGAGGAGAAAAGACUGGAGCGAGGGCGGAUGGAGCAAGAUCAGGUGGGGUUGGACGAGUUGGAAGACUCGCCUGGGGAGUCUUUCCCCUCUCAGCCUCUGCCUACCACCACCACUCGUCGUGCUGCUGGUGGCAAAGAGGGAAGGGCUGGAAGGGCACGUGGAAGGGCAUUUGAGGAGGAGGAGGAGGAGGCGGAGGAGGAGGAUGACGUGGUGGAGGUGGGUGCGGGGGAUGUUUGGAGGAGCGGGGCUAGGCAGGGCCAGGGUCAAAGAGUGGCAACUUCAGGAGGGACACGUGUAGGGAAGAGCUGCUGUGAGGAAGCUGCAGGUUUGGCAGGAAGGAAAGGUGCAGCAGGAGUGAAGGGAGGUGCUGUGGGCAAGGGGGGUGAUGAAGAAAUGGAAACGGGAGUGGUGAAAGCAGGAGUGGUGAAAGGAGGGGCGGUGAAAGGAGGGGCGGUGAAAGGAGGGAUGGUGCAAGGAGGGGCGGUGAAAGGAAGGGCGGCGGAGGAAGUGAUAGAGAUAGCCGAUGACAGCACUGACGAAUUGGAGGACUCGCCUGAAGACGUGAUCUUUCCCCGCCGGCAUCUUCUUGAGGCACCUCAUAAAUCACCUCAAUGCUUGGAGGACUCGCCUGAAGACGUGAUCUUUCCCCGCCGGCAUAGUCUGCGCGUAAAGAAAAUCAGCGCUCGUGCUGGUGCUGGCGCUGCUGCUGGUGGUGGUGCUGGUGGUGCUGCUGGUGCUGCUGGUGCUGCUGGUGCUGGUGCUGGUGGUGCUGCUGGUGCUGGUGGUGCUGCUGGUGCUGGUGCUGGUGCUGGUGCUGCUGCUGCUGCUGCUGCUGCUGGUGCUGCUGCUGCUGCUGCUGCUGCUGCUGCUGCUGGUAGUGGUGGCGGUGGUGGUCUGGGUGGAAGCCUGAGGGAGGAGGGGGAGGGCAGGGGGGGUCAUGAGAGGCACCAGGAAGAGGCUUGCAGUAGCAGGCAGGAUAUUGCUGGAAACCCAAGGGAGAAACGUCAAGAGGCUGUUGGGGCGCCUGUGAAAGAGGCUUCUAGUAGAAAGGAAAACCGGCAGGAGGCUGCUGAAAGCCCAAGGGAGAAGGACCAGAGGGUUUCUGAGGCGCCUGUUGCAGUGGCUUGCAAUGGCAGGAAGGCGGUGGUUGAAAGCUUAGGGAAGGGGGGUAAGGGGGUGUUUGAGGGUUCGAUUAGAAAGGCUUGUAGUGGCAGGCAGGAAGUGGGUGAAAGUGAAAGGGAAGAGGGUGGUGAUAGGGAGGCUGAUGGGAGAGAUGGAGAUGGGUGGGCGGACGAUUGGAAGGAGUUGGGUGUGGUGGGAGAAGAUGGGCAAGGAGAGUUGAAAGAAGAAGAGCUGUUUGAUUAUCUGUUACAGCAAGGGAUUGCAGGAGGGAGGGCUGGAAUUGCAGAAAAAAACUUGACGCAGGAGGGGGAAGGUGGAAGGAAGGGAGGAGGGGAGGGAGCAAGGGUGGAUGGGGUGGGCCGAGGAGCAACUGGGGAGAAGCAAGGACAGCUGUAUGAAUCAGGGACGGUUGGUGGUGUACCCGCUCCGUCUGCUGCUGCAGCUGCUGCGGCUGCUGCUGCCUCUGCUCCCUCUGCUGCUGCUGCCUCUGUUGCUCUAUCUCCUGGUUCUCCUCCUGCCGCUUGUUGUGCUCCUGCCCCUGCUCCUGCUCCUGCCCCUGCUCCUGCUCCUGCCCCUGAUCCUUCUGUCUCUGCAGGAGGUGUAGGUGAGGCUGGAAGAGAGGGAGGGCCAUGGUAUGGAGGGAUGGAAGAGAUAGUGAUGGACUCACAGGAUGAGGAGGAUGAACCUGAUGCUGCUCCUCAUGCUCCUUAUGCUCAUGAUGCUCCUGCUGUUGCUCCUGCUCAUGCUCCUCCUCCUGAUGCUGCGGGUGCUGACGCUGAUGCUCAGAUGAUGGUGAUGGAUUCUGAAGAGCAAACUGAUGAUGCCUCUCGUGUGCACCUAGAUGAUCAUAAUCGCAACGUCCCUCAUGCUCGUGCAGAGGAAGAAGCAGUGCGAGCAAAGGUGAGAGGGCAAGAGAGGCUGGAAACGUUAGAACUUGCAGAGAGCAGGGCAGGGAAAAGGGUAAGGGACGACGCAAACAUGUGGAGAGGUGAAAAUGUGGGGGGAAAUGUGGGGGGAAAUGUGGGGGGAAAUGUGGGAGGAGAUGCUAGGAGGUGUAGCAAGGCCAGGAGAAGUAUAGCGUUUGGUGGUGCAGGUGGGGCUGAGGCGGCUGGUCCUGCUGCUGCUGCUGCUGCUGCUGUUGGGGCUGCUGGUGCUGGUGCUGGUGCCGCUACUGCUGCUGUUGCUGCUGCAGAAGCACCAGCAGCUGCAGCAGCAGCAGCAGCAGCAGCAGCAGCAGGAGAUGGUGUAGUGUCAUCUUCCCAAAGGCCGCCACUCCUGCCCCCAUUCGUGCUCGUGCAAAUGGGCACGGACUGCCUUCAAGUCGCCCUGCCCCCGUUUGCAACCACUGACAGUGAUGCAGGAGCAGAGGUGGGGACUGCAUGGCAACAGCAGCGACAGCAGCAGCAGGGGCAGCAGUGGCAGGAGAAAGUGGUGGCACAGGUGCCGGGAGCUGAGGAUGUGACAGUGGUGUGGUUGAUGCGACGACUCGAGCUGGAAUACCUGUGGACUCAAAACGCGACAGCUCGAGAUAGAAUACCUGGUCCCUGCCCCAUCGUGCGCCGUCUCUCCCUCAGCAACGUUGCUCUCUCACCCUCCUUGCCUCUGCACGUGGCUCUCACUCUCGCUCCCUCAACCGUACCAUGUGGGAGCAGGAGGGACAGCAGGGGCAGCGGCUCAAGCCCUGCGUGCCAGUCCCAGCUGCAGCAGCAGAAUGCCCUGCAAUCGACCGCCGACGGUUCUCAUUCCUACUGCCCUCCAUUGGUUGCCCACAUCACUGGUUGGCGGGCGCCGUCCCUCUCCCAGACCUACCACUUGGCAUGCAUUGAGCACGGCACACCCCCCUUGCAACCCAUCAAACACGCCCUCUCGCACAUGGUUCAUUCUCUGGAGCGCAUCUGCCUGCCAGGGCUGGGGCUCACAGACGAGCAGGCAGCGCCGCUGCUGGAUGCUGCUGCCUGCAUGCCUGCUCUCACCUUCCUCAACCUCUCACAUAACCAGCUGGGUUGCUCCUCCCUCAUAAAGAUUGCCACCUUGUUCCAGCAACGAUUGCCUGCCCAGCAGCAGCAGCACCACCUCCACUCCCCACCAGCAGCAGGAGGCACAGCUGCAGGAGUAGCAGCAGGAGGGGGAGAAGGCGGAGAAGGAAGAAGAGAAGGUCCAGAAGGGGCAAACCCAGGGGCAGCAGCUGCAGCGGCCGCCACAGCAGCAGCAGCAGCGUUGGGAUAUGCGCCACUGGGCGAGUCAUGUCUGUCGGCUCCGCUGCUGUCUCUUGACCUACACGCCAACUGCAUCACCUAUGAGGCGCUACGGCACCUUUUUCUCUUCAAUAAAAUCCUCUCCCCUUUCCCCCCCCCCUCCUCUCCCUUUCCCCCCGCCUCCUCUCCCUUUCCCCCCGCCUCCUCUCCCCUCCUUCCCUCCCCCCGAACAGCUUUUGUCAUCCUGUUGCCACCUCUGCCCUCCCUUGCUCCCCCUCCUCUCCCAUGCUUCCCCCCACCCCACCCACGCUUCCCUCGCUCGUCCCUGCAGCCCUGUCACGGCUGCAGGGAUAUGUCCAUAACUGCACUCAAGCGCCUCUUCUCCGCCCUCUCCUGCCUUCCACUGUACGCCAUUUCCCUCUCACUUGAUGCGCCUCAAAAAGUCGUCCCACAGUACGCUUCGACGCCCACCCCCUGUUGUUUCCUUCUCUCUCCCUCCCUCCCACUACUCCCUUUUAUUGCCCCUACUGAUGGUCUUGCGCACGCACCUUUACCAGCUCCAGAAAUCUGCAGGAUCUCUCUCUGCCCCGCCUGCCUCUCGACUGUCCCCAAGCGGCGGCGGUCUUUGCUCGCUUCCUCCUCUCCUGUCGCCGCCUCUGCUCCCUGCGCCUCCCUCAUGCCACAUUCUCCCGGCCAUUUUUCACCCACUCAUACUGCUCUUUCUUCUUCAGUACCUCCCCCCAUAAUCACACACCAUUCCUUCCUUCCCCCCACCUUCCCCCCACCUUCCCCCCACCUUCCCCCCACCUUUCCCCCACCUUCCCCCCACCUUCCCCCCACCUUCCCCCCACCUUCCCCCCACCUUUUCCCCACCUUCCCCCCACCUUCCCCACACCCCACCAUCAUGGCUCAGCCGUCUGCAUUGGCGUUCCAACAAGCUGUGAUGGAAGGUGCGUCAGCCCCAAGCCACCCUGCACAACCACAGCAGCAGCAGCAGCAGCAGCAGCAAGCAACAGCACAGCCAGUCAGGUUCCACCUGGAGCAGCUAGAUCUCUCUGGUGCCCUCAUCUCAGCUGCUCCCGCCACCCCUCUCGCCACCGCUCCUCCCUCCUCUCCUCCCACCGCCCCUCCCUCUCCUGAAGCAGGCCACUGGCCCCUUCCAAUUUUCAUUCUUUCCUACGAGCUCCCCUGCCCCUUCCGUCUCUCCAUUCACACCCAUGAGAUCCCUUCCACUUCUCGCCCUUACAGUGUCAAGACAUCACCUGCCCUCCUUCCCCUGCUGCAGCACCUGGCGUCUCCUCUCUGUCGCCUGGUGCAUCUAGACGUUUCACGCUGCACCCUACACCACCCCUCUGCUCUUGCACUGCUGCAAGCCAUGGCAGGUCCCCGCCACUGCCCAGUCCGCUUCCUCCGCCUCUCCUUCAACCCAAUCCUCUCUCCCCCGCCCAACUCGCCCCCCACCCCGCCCCGUACCGGCCUUUCCUCCGCCCAUGCAUCCCCCGCGCCUCUCCUCCUGUCGUCUCCUCCCCUCCCUCCCAUCCCUGCUCAACCCAUGCUGCCUGGUGCUGCUGCAAGCUGCCUACCCAUAGCUCCUCUCCAUUACCCCUUUACUGGCCUUCCAACUGUAGUAUCACCAUCUGUUGGUGGAAACGAUGGGCAUGCAUCUUCUCCUCCUUUUGGGGCGCCUCAAAAGUCUCUUGGGCUGUGUGUGGUGGUGCAUGUGGAGAUAGAGGUACAGGUGCUGCUGGUGGAGCUGUUGGUGGCGGGUUUAACGGGCUUGCUAGUGCUUUGGUCCCGCCUCAUCACUGCGAUCAUAGGAGCGUCCAUCAGAAAUACAUCGAGCGGCCUCACUGGCCUCACUACUUCAGCAGACGUCCACGCGACUCACAGCAGGUCCGUCAUGCCUACCCAUCGUCCCCCCAUGGAUUGCGGUACGCCGCAGCUUGCGGCGUUCUUCCUCGCCUGCGCGCUCCUCCUAGUGAGCGCGGCGGUGCCGGCGGCGGCGGUGUUCAAAGUCGCGUCGUACAAGGAGCUCGUGGUGGCGAUGCAGGCGGGCGGGCCCAUCGUCGUGUCGCACUCGUUCUACCUCGACGGGCCGCUGCCCAACGUGUCGCGCCCGCUCACCAUCUCCGCCGAUCCCGUGUGCAAGAAGACGCAGCUUCGAUUCUGCCGGCUAGACGGCAAGCGCAAAAACCGUCACUUCAUGGUCGUCAAGGGCGGCCAGCUCCGCCUCACCGGCCUGCUCCUCUCGCGCGGCCGCCCGCGCUCCGGCAGCGGCGGCUCGAUCUGGGUCCUGGACGGCGGCAGCGCGAUUCUCAACCAAGUCUACUUCCGCUUUAACGGAAUCGGCGGAACCACCGCGUCGGGCGGCGCGAUUGAGGUGGACUCGGGCGGGAGCGUCCGCAUGACUGCGUGCCACUUUAUCCGCAACUUCGCUGGGUUUGGCGGCGCGAUUGCUGGCGCGCUGCGCGCGACGGUGGUGGCGGACUAUUGUAUUUUCCACAGGAAUCAGGCGUCGACGGCGGGAGGCGCGGUUUCGCUGAUUAUGGACUCGGCGGGGGUGUUCCGACGACCCAAGUUCUUUGCCAAUCUGGCCGGGGCGGGCAGUGCAAUGCAGGCAGAUGGGUCAAAGUUAAACCUGUGCAACGUGCUGUGGUACAACAACAACGCCACUCUCCCUGAUACGGCAUUCUUGGCGACUGAGAAGAGUGUGGUGACGCUGUGUCGCACGAACCCUGCAAUUAUUAACGCCACGAGGGGCUCUACAGUCGUGCAGUCUUGUGCCUUCUGCCCAGUGCGAAGAAAAUAG